AGGAGGAGAGCGACCAUGCUGGGACAGAGUGUCACCUUGCGGACCAGCAACCAAAGCCUACUGGAGCCAAUGGAAAAGGUUGUAUCUAAAAGAUGGAAUUUUAUUACGAUGGUUCUACCUGAUGGAAGGCCCUGAAUUCUACCCCCAGAUCAUCUUGCCGCGAGGGUUCUGUAAGAAUGUCAUGCACUAUAUGCACGAUGGACCUGUCGGCGGACAUUUCGGAGUGGAGCGAAUGUUGUCUCGAUUACAGACCAGGUACUACUGGUAUAAGAUGCGGGAAGAUGUGACGCUGUGGUGUCGUACAUGCACCAGCUGCGCUGCAAAGGCCCGACCCACCAAGAGACCCCAAGCGCUUAUGGGUACUGUGAGAGUGGGAGCUCCCAUGGAAAGAAUUGCUGCUGAUCUGAUGGGCCCCAUGAAUGAGACCGAACGAUUUAGCCGAUACAUUCUAGUAGUACAAGCAUUGGGUCAAUCUGUUGAGCGUGCUAAAAGGCAGUACAACAAGACAGUCGCGAGGAGACAGUACAAAAUCCGCGAUGCUGUGUGGUACCUCAUAAAAGGGACUAAACGAGUGAAGAACAAAAUCAGGAAGUUCCUCCCAUCGUAUGAGGGCCCUUACUUCUUCUUGGGGCACCUGGAUGAUCUUGUGUACAGGAUUCAGAAAAGCCCAAAGGCAAAGGUGAAAGUUGUUCAUCACGAUAAACUAAAACCUUACCAUGCUCGGCAGCCGCUGGAUAACAGCUGGGUGCUCAAAGACUCUGAAUCCUGGCAGCCUCUGGAAGUUUCUCCUCCCAGCCUGGAAGAUGAUCCUAGUAAUGUCGACAUUAGCCUAAACAGCCUGUUCUCCCAGGAAAUUGUGGACAGCGUUACCCGGGAUAAAACACCCACUCUUGACAUAAUUUCUGAUGUCUCAGUGCCUGAGCCUGAGGAUGUUGAGCUCAGUGGGGGUAGCACGGUGCCACAGGAACUAACAGGGACUGUUUAUGGCCAAAAGGGGGAAAGGCCACUACGAACCAAAAGACAGCCAAAGUGGUACGGAGAAUGGACUUCCUAA
Messenger RNA from Triplophysa rosa, 1054 nucleotides. RefSeq lists its product as uncharacterized. The transcript has a single exon. The record is from RefSeq and is a predicted model, not a curated record. The coding region runs from base 122 to 1054 and encodes 310 amino acids. NCBI's taxonomy places the organism in Eukaryota, Metazoa, Chordata, Actinopteri, Cypriniformes, Nemacheilidae.